Molecule: messenger RNA, 2330 nt
Organism: Amphimedon queenslandica
Lineage: Eukaryota; Metazoa; Porifera; Demospongiae; Haplosclerida; Niphatidae
Product: kelch-like protein 3
Exons: 4
Coding region: 64-2061 (665 amino acids)
Molecular function (GO): protein binding
Source: RefSeq, a predicted model, not a curated record
CAAAACACAACAAAAGUGGUUCCGUUCUCCACUCUUUGUCCGCCAUAUUAAACCCCUAGCCUGAUGGCCAGUCUGCCUAAUUCAGGAGGCACCACAGCCUCUCCUUUCAUAAGCUCAUCCUCUUCGAUCAGUGCUAGGAGUGAGAGCGACCAGCAACAAAUGAGAUCCGCCGCGGGGCUAACACGUAGCCUCAGCAAUGUAUCCAGUCAACUGAGCCGUACCUCUGUCCCUUCUUCUACCACCAGUCCUUCGGUAGUACCCACGACCAUAGGAAGCGGGAAAGUGGAGAGAAGCUGUGCCGAGUCCGAGCAACAAGAGCCCUCGGCUCCAAUAAAGAAGGUCUAUUCCUCAAAGAAGAUAAUAGAGAAAGCAUUUCACGUUUUGGAUGAAAUGAGGAAAGGAGGACAUCUUUGUGAUGUUACGAUAAGAAUAGGAACUCAGGAUUUUAGUGUACACCGUGUCGUACUUGCUGCUACCAGCCCAUACUUUCUGGCAAUGUUUACUGGUGAGCUAUCAGAAAGCAAACAAGACGUCGUUACGUUGAAAGAAGUUGAGCCGACGGCCAUUAGCCUUUUAAUCCAGUUCAUGUACACUGGGUCCAUUGAGGUCGGAGAAGACAAUGUACAGAGUCUCUUACCACCUGCUAACCUCUUGCAACUCAAUGAGGUACGAGACGCUUGCUGUGAUUUCUUAAAGGACCAGCUCCACCCAACCAACUGCCUCGGGAUCAAAGCCUUUGCUGAUAUCCACUCGUGUCAUGAUCUUCUCUCUGAUGCCCAGGCCUUUGCACAGAAACAUUUCUCGAAAGUGAUGGAAUCAGAGGAAUUCUAUUGCCUCUCUCAUACCGACGUCAUAGAGCUGGUAUCGAGCACGGAGCUUGGGAUAUUGCUAGAAGAGGACGUUUUUGAGGCCGUUAUAUCAUGGACCAAGUAUAACACUAAGGAAAGAGCAACCUAUCUACCUGAACUCCUCAAACACGUGAGGUUCUUGUUCUUACGACGCGAGUAUCUCGUCCAUCGGGUCUGUGAAGAAGAGCUCAUUCAAUCCAACCCUGCUUGUAAAGACUUUCUAAUUGAUGCACUAAAGUACCACCUCCUUCCUCCUAAUGACCGUACCUCACUCGCUGGCUCCAACUGUCCCCCUAGGAAGAGGAUUGGUAUGCCACAGUCUAUACUAACGGUUGGUGGUCAGGCCCCUAAGGCUAUACGUAACGUUGAGAUAUUUGAUGUCAACAGUCACAGCUGUCACAAUGGCCCAGAGCUGUUGUCAAGAAGAUGCAGGUGUGGAGUUACCAUUCUUAAUAACUCUGUGUAUGCUGUUGGAGGCUUUGAUGGGACCUCUCGAGUCCGCUCUGUUGAGAGGCUUGAUCUAGAUACAGAGAGAUGGUCGCACGUUGAGCCUAUGCUGUCAAGGAGGAGCACCCUAGGAGUGGCUGUCCUUAAAGGAGAGAUGUACGCCAUUGGAGGGUUUGAUGGUAACAACGGACUGGACACUGUCGAGAAAUACAACCCUGAAACCAAGCAAUGGAUAGCAGUUGCUAGUAUGAACACAAGACGCUCCAGUGUGGGCGUGGCUGUUAUGAACGAUCUCCUUUAUGCCGUUGGAGGGUAUGAUGGUUUUGCUCGCCAGUGCCUUAACUCGGUUGAAGUGUAUGAUCCCAAUACAAACGAAUGGUCAACCAUAGAGCCGAUGAUACAAAGACGAAGUGGAGCUGCUGUGGCUGUCAUUGAUAAUAUACUGUAUGCGAUAGGAGGCCAUGACGGCCCUGAUAUAAGGAAGAGCGUGGAGUGUUACGACCCUCAGUCUAAUAAAUGGUCUCGUAUUCCUGACAUGUUUACCUGUAGACGGAAUGCAGCUGCUGCCGUGGUUUACAACCUCUUGUAUGUAGUUGGGGGAGACGAUGGUGUUACUAAUCUACCAAAUAUCGAGAUAUACGAUCCUAUUUUUAAGACAUGGAAGGUGGCCCAGGGCACGUUGUCCUUAGGGAGGAGUUACGCUGGUGUGGCUGUUGUGGAUAAACCAGGAGACGGCCCAACAGCUACUGCUAUUAGCCAAUCAUAAACUUAUUGCAUUGCAUAUAUUGGAUAAUAUUUAUCCACCUUUACUUAAUAAUAAUAAUAAUAAUAAUAAUUGUUAUUAUUAUUAUUGUUUUUAUCGUGAUGCAGCUGUACUGUUUCCUCAUUCAUUCAUUCAAUAGGCUCCACCCUUUUUAUUAACAUUACUUUUAAUUUUUUGUAAUUAUUAUUUUUGACUUCCACAAUAAUUAUUAAUUGUUCUUACUACUAUUAAUUUUUCCUAUGCGAAUUGUCCAUUUAAGGAUAUAAAUCUUA